Clarias gariepinus (North African catfish) is the source of this 3254-nucleotide messenger RNA. It is a transcript of the gene ap2b1, whose product is annotated as adaptor related protein complex 2 subunit beta 1. Gene Ontology annotation, cellular component: clathrin adaptor complex; membrane coat. Lineage: Eukaryota; Metazoa; Chordata; Actinopteri; Siluriformes; Clariidae. The transcript is spliced from 22 exons. Bases 147 to 2999 code for a protein of 950 amino acids. Gene Ontology annotation, biological process: intracellular protein transport; vesicle-mediated transport. The record is from RefSeq and is a predicted model, not a curated record. Gene Ontology annotation, molecular function: clathrin binding.
CCGGUUGGUUUUUCCUGGAGGCGCUCCAUCUUUUCCCAUCGCUUACAUCUGUGUGGCCUGAAAAACAUAAAAGAGGCAAAAGCGUAAUAACACUCCGACCCGGUGGAAUUACUUAUCAGAGUUUUGAGACCUAAAAACCACUCAGAAUGACAGACUCCAAGUACUUCACCACGAACAAGAAAGGAGAGAUAUUUGAACUGAAAGCUGAGCUGAACAAUGAGAAAAAAGAGAAGAGGAAGGAAGCGGUGAAAAAAGUCAUUGCUGCCAUGACUGUAGGCAAGGAUGUGAGCUCUUUGUUUCCAGAUGUGGUAAACUGCAUGCAGACUGAUAACCUGGAGCUAAAGAAGCUGGUGUAUCUGUACCUGAUGAACUACGCCAAGAGUCAGCCUGACAUGGCCAUCAUGGCUGUCAACAGUUUUGUGAAGGACUGUGAAGACCCUAACCCUCUGAUCCGUGCACUGGCCGUGCGCACUAUGGGCUGCAUUCGUGUGGAUAAGAUCACAGAGUACCUGUGUGAGCCCCUGAGGAAGUGCCUAAAGGAUGAGGACCCGUAUGUGAGGAAGACGGCGGCCGUGUGUGUGGCCAAGUUACAUGACAUCAACGCGCAGAUGGUGGAGGAUCAGGGCUUUCUGGAUUCCCUCAGGGACCUUAUAGCUGACUCCAACCCAAUGGUCGUGGCUAACGCUGUGGCGGCUCUGUCUGAGAUCAGCGAGUCUCACCCCAAUAGCAACCUGCUGGACCUGAACCCUCAGAACAUCAACAAGCUGCUCACAGCCCUGAACGAGUGCACCGAGUGGGGACAGAUCUUCAUCCUCGACUGCUUGUCCAACUACAACCCCAAAGAUGAACGGGAAGCCCAGAGCAUCUGCGAGCGUGUGACCCCGCGCCUCUCGCAUGCCAACUCGGCUGUCGUCUUGUCGGCCGUCAAGGUCCUGAUGAAGUUCCUGGAGCUUCUGCCUAAGGACUCGGACUAUUACAAUACGCUCCUGAAGAAGCUCUCUCCUCCUCUAGUCACGCUGCUCUCCGGUGAGCCCGAGGUCCAGUACGUGGCCCUCAGGAACAUCAACCUUAUUGUGCAGAAGAGACCUGAGAUCCUGAAGCAGGAGAUUAAAGUGUUCUUUGUCAAGUACAACGAUCCCAUCUACGUCAAACUGGAGAAACUGGACAUCAUGAUCCGACUGGCCUCUCAAGCCAACAUCGCCCAGGUAUUGGCUGAGCUCAAGGAGUAUGCCACCGAGGUGGACGUGGACUUCGUGCGCAAGGCGGUCCGUGCAAUUGGACGCUGUGCUAUAAAAGUAGAGCAAUCAGCUGAGCGCUGUGUCAGCACCCUCCUGGACCUCAUUCAGACAAAAGUGAACUAUGUCGUGCAGGAGGCCAUCGUGGUGAUUCGAGACAUCUUCCGCAAAUACCCCAACAAGUAUGAAAGCAUCAUCGCCACUCUGUGUGAGAAUCUGGACUCUCUGGACGAGCCGGACGCACGUGCCGCAAUGAUUUGGAUUGUGGGCGAAUACGCAGAGAGAAUCGACAACGCUGACGAACUUCUGGAAAGCUUCCUCGAGGGCUUCCACGAUGAAAGCACUCAGGUUCAGCUCACUCUGCUGACAGCCAUAGUGAAGCUGUUCCUGAAGAAACCUUCAGAAACACAGGAGCUGGUGCAGCAAGUUCUCAGCCUGGCGACUCAGGACUCUGAUAACCCUGACCUGCGGGAUCGUGGCUACAUCUACUGGCGUCUGCUGUCCACUGACCCGGUGACCGCCAAAGAGGUGGUCCUGUCCGAGAAACCGCUAAUCUCAGAGGAGACGGACCUGAUCGAGCCAACGUUGCUGGACGAGCUCAUUUGCCACAUUGGCUCACUGGCCUCCGUCUACCACAAGCCACCUAACGCUUUCGUGGAAGGCAGUCACGGCAUCCACCGCAAGCAUCUGCCAAUCCAGCACGGCAGCAUCGACACCGGUGAGAGCCCGGUCAGUGUGCCGGCUACUGCUAUGGAUCAGCCACAAGUUAUUCCAUCUCAAGGUGACCUCCUGGGUGACCUCCUCAAUCUGGACCUGGGUCCUCCGGUCAACGUGCCGCAGGUCUCGUCCAUGCAGAUGGGGGCCGUAGACCUUCUAGGUGGUGGUCUCGACAGCCUGCUUGGAGGAGACCUUGGAGGAGGUGUUGGAGGCAGUCCUGCAGUUGGCCAGAACUUCAUUCCAUCCUCAGUGCCCAACACGUUUGCUCCGUCUCCUACCCCAGCACCCAUCAGCAGCGGCCUAAAUGACCUGUUUGAGCUUUCCACAAGCAUGGCCAUCAGUACUGGGGGUUAUGUUGCACCUAAAGCCGUGUGGCUGCCAGCAGUCAAGGCAAAAGGAUUAGAAAUUUCUGGAACGUUCUCCCGCCGUCAGGGUCACAUGUACAUGGAUAUGACUUUCAACAACAAAGCCCUGCAGCACAUGACUGAUUUCGCCAUCCAAUUUAACAAGAACAGUUUCGGAGUGAUUCCUACCACACCUUUACCCAUUCACACGCCUCUAAUGCCGAACCAAAACAUUGACAUCUCCCUUCCUCUCAACACCAUCGGACCCGUUAUGAAGAUGGACCCUCUCAACAACCUCCAGGUGGCUGUGAAAAACAGCAUAGAUGUUUUCUACUUCAGCGUGCUCAUUCCGCUCAACGUCUUCUUCGUAGAAGAUGGAAAAAUGGAGCGCCAGGUAUUCUUAGCUACAUGGAAAGACAUUCCCAAUGAGAAUGAACUGCAGUACCAAAUCAAGGAGUGCCACUUAAAUGCCGACACCGUGUCAGGCAAGCUGCAGAAUAACAACAUCUACACCAUCGCCAAGAGGAACGUAGAAGGCCAGGACAUGCUCUACCAGUCCCUGAAACUUACCAACGGCAUCUGGAUCCUCGCCGAGCUCCGCAUCCAACCUGGCAACCCCAACUACACGCUGUCCCUGAAGUGCAGAGCUCCAGAGGUGUCUCAGUACGUGUACCAGAUGUACGAUGCCGUGCUGAAGAACUGAAGAUCUAAGCCUCUCCACAAGCACGUCCUUUCCUCCUAUAGUUUCCUCCUAACUGUGGUACAAGGAUAAAACUACACCUCUUCACAUUUCUCGUUUUUACCUCCGUUUAGUUCCCCCUGCUCUCUUUUCUGUAGUGUCCCGGUAGCAACUGUGUGCUUUUUGCCAAAAUGUCCGUGUUGUUGAUUAGCUGAUGCACUGUGCCUCUCAGUCACAUUUAUUUUACGCCUACUAUUAUAAAAGUGUCCAUGAAUGGAG